AUUCUAGAAAUUACCACAUAAUAUAUCAGUCGGUCUGUAUAUUUCAUACGAUGGGUUACUAGGCUAUAUAAGGACGCGGUUAAGUAGUGAUUCAAAUAAAAACAGGAAAGCAAGCAAACUAAAAACCGAACGUGCUAUUGGAACAGAACACAGUACGAGAUAUUGAUACGAAGUGGACAAGCAUUUACAGCUAAACAUAGAGGAAUAUAAACUUAAAGUGAUAAAAACUUAGAGGAAUAAAUAUAUUAAUUGAAGAUGUCAGCACUAGCGACACAGACUGUAAGGGCAGCAAGUAGGAGUCCUCAACUAAAGAGGGCGCUGUGUGAUAGGGUGUGUAACCUUACAAUGAGAGCCCCCUUUUGUCACAGGGGAGAAGCGGGCGUUGUAAUAAUAGGAGACACCAGAAUGGGAGUUGAUGACGGGGCCCACGCAACAAUAAUAACACCUCAUGGUAGUUCUGAGGACAUUCGUAUUCAGGAACCAUCGCAACAAUCAUCAAACUACAUAAGGGACGAUGUCAGCCCUAUGCGUAAUAUAGAAAAUGAUACACGCCCACCUAAAUCAAAAAAUACGAUGCAGAAAGUGAAAUCUAAUAUUAAAAGUUGGAUGCAGGUUCCAAAAUGACCUAGGUGCAACAUAGUUUAUUCGAAUACAAAGAAGGACUUUGAACUCGAUUUUAAUAGUCCCAGGUCACAAAGUCCGCAUACAUUGGUGCUCAACAAUUGCAGUAGAAUGGCAAAUAAAGCCUCAAUAAGAAAAUAUGAGAAAGAUUAGGGUAUUGCGAAUGCGCAACUAUGUCGGACCUGGUGUACAAUGACACUGGCUGAUGACAAUCAUUCAUAACAUUUCCGAUAAUUACCGAUAAUGGCCGACAGAAACGUGAAGGUUAUGGACGAGAUCAGAUCUAAAUUGACAAAAAAAGAUCACCAGAUAUUUUGCUGUAAUCACCGACAUAUAUUUGGACAUAUCAUUGCCAGUUAACAAUUUAACAAUAUAUUACCUCUGAUCGCGUAAUAAUACCUCUAAACGUGUAUCAAUUUUUGACCAGUUAUCAAAUAUUUAAUCAGAAAUUUUACAAUUCGCUCAUCCUUUGUCAAGCGUAUCAAACAGUUCGAAUGAUGUGAACAAUUUUACAAUUAGAAAUAUCUUCACAUUAAUUUUAAACGAAAAACCAUUUGGCAUUUGGAAUUUAAAGACUGUCUGCAAUAUAAUCUCAAUAUAAGCCCAAU
Molecule: messenger RNA, 1229 nt
Organism: Owenia fusiformis
Lineage: Eukaryota; Metazoa; Annelida; Polychaeta; Sabellida; Oweniidae
Source: the annotation of a GenBank genome assembly